This is a messenger RNA of Rhizopus microsporus ATCC 52813, 1489 nucleotides long. RefSeq lists its product as uncharacterized. Gene Ontology annotation, molecular function: amino acid transmembrane transporter activity. The transcript is spliced from 2 exons. The record is from RefSeq and is a predicted model, not a curated record. Gene Ontology annotation, biological process: amino acid transmembrane transport. Lineage: Eukaryota; Fungi; Mucoromycota; Mucoromycetes; Mucorales; Rhizopodaceae. The coding region runs from base 111 to 1409 and encodes 432 amino acids. Gene Ontology annotation, cellular component: vacuolar membrane.
AAAAAAAAAAAAUUAAAAGAAAGCCUGGUAUAUAAAGAACCCAGCGCUUUUUUCUCCACUUUAUACAAAUUAUACUUUUUUCUUUUAAUUUCCUUUCUUUUUUUUGUUGAAUGUCGAUUCACGAAGAAAAAACAAUAGAAAAGCAACAUUCCUUCAGUGAUAUUGGAAGUGAUCAUGAUUUUGAAUACGGUGCUGAAACGACCUUAGACAUCAAUCGUGAACACGCUGGUUCAUCAAAGCUUGCAUACUUCAACGUCGUAUGUGUAGUCGCCGGUACCGGUACUCUCGGUUUACCACAAGCGCUUCAACAAGGCGGCUGGAUCGGCUUGUUAGUUAUUUUCCUAUCUUGGGCAAUGUCUACCUAUACCGGUAUCAUCUUGGUCCGCUGUCUUUAUGCUAACGGCAAAAAUCGUCUCAACACUUACAAGGACGUUGCCACAGCUGCCUUUGGUUCCAUUGGUGGUUGGAUCACAUUUUUCUUUAAUGCCUGGAUUGUCGUCGGUGUUCCUGUUCUCUAUACAGUCCUUGCUGGUUCCAACUUUAAUCAACUCUGUAAAGGAACAGCUGGUGAGAUUGGUCAUGUUCCAUGGACUAUUAUCUGUUGUUUUAUUGUCGCCGUUCCCUUUAUCAUUGUUAAAUCGAUGAAAGAAGUCGCCUGGAUGAGUGCCUUUGGUGCUCUUGCUACAGCCAUUGUUGUCGUCAUUGUCUUGAUCUGUGCAGCAAUUGAUAGAAAAAAUCAAAUCAACGUUCACCAUGACGCUGUUAUUUGGAACAUGUUUCCUAUCGCCUUAAGUACCAUCUCCUUCAGUUUCGGUGGUAAUGUCAUUUACCCUCACGUCGAAGCCUCCAUGAAGCAACCCAGAGAUUGGCCCAAGGUCGUUGCUUCUGGUCUCAGUACCUGUGCUGUCCUUUACUUGGUUACUGCUGUCACUGGUUACUUGGUAUACGGUGACAGAGUUGCAAAUCCUGUUUAUAACUCAAUUCCCGCUGGCGCAGCUCAAAUGGUUGCCGUUGUCAUCAUCACUCUUCACGUCCUUAUGGCCGCUCCUCUUCUCAUCACCUCAUUCUCCCUUGAUCUUGAAGAGAUGUUUGAUAUCACUGUUGACCGAUUUGGCAAAGUCAAGGAAUUCUUCAUUCGUGCAACCCUCCGUGUCUGCUUAAUUGUCUUUGUUGGUGUCAUCGCUUGUGUCGUACCCCACUUUGGUCCAUUGAUGUCUCUCAUUGGUGCCUUUGCCAACUGUGCAUUGAUCUUUAUUUUCCCUGUCGCUUUCUAUUUGAAACUCACAGGUUUCCGUAACAAGCCUAUCUAUGAACUUCUCUUCUGUUUCCUCGUCGCUGUCCUUGGUAUCGUUGGUCUCAUCUUUGGUACACAGGAAGCCAUUAAAGAAUUGAUUGCUGCGUUCAAAUAGACUUAGAUAAAGAAGCUCUAUAACGCCUCCUCUCUUUUUUUCCUUGUUUCUUCAUUUCCUUAAUAUGUACAUAGUCUCUC